Molecule: messenger RNA, 1458 nt
Organism: Salvelinus namaycush (lake trout)
Lineage: Eukaryota; Metazoa; Chordata; Actinopteri; Salmoniformes; Salmonidae
Product: coiled-coil domain-containing protein 81-like
Exons: 11
Coding region: 1-1458 (485 amino acids)
Cellular component (GO): centrosome
Source: RefSeq, a predicted model, not a curated record
AUGCAGGCAGAGGAUGAUGACGAAGGGGUCUACAUCGCAGGCCUGGGAGCCUUCACCUUCUCUCAGCAGAAGCUGGACGUCGGCAACAAGUUUGUUCUGAUCCAGCGACCCAUCUUCCUGCUCUCUGAGAAGCUGUCCCAGUCACACGGCCUCAAGCAGGUCAAACCGCUGUCUGCAGCAGGGGACGUGCCACUGGUCCAGCUCAACUUCACAGUUCUGUCUGUGGAGAGCCCGUUUGAGCGUCACGUGGUGGAGGGUUGUGUGAGAGAGACUCUGCUGGUGUUGCUGAGAGCCGUGGCCGCCGGACGCUCAGUCCUCUUCACCUUCCACGCCAUCGGAGAGCUGUUGUUCUGCCAGAGCAAAGUCAAGAUGAAGUUCUACCACGACUUUGUCACCGCUCUGGACGGCAGCGGGAAGCUGCUCUUGGCGCUCUCCAAUAGACCUGGCACCAGCAACUCUGUCCUGUUUGGGAGAUCCAGCAUACCAGGGACCAGCAACACCAUCAUCCUCCCCAGGAUCUCUUCCCAACAGCGGGGGAAGGACUGGGGAGAGGAGGCCCUGGCCCAGGUCCAGACAGACUCAGACAGGAAGGAGAAGAAUAGAGAAUCCCUGGUGACUCCGCGGUCCAGAUCCAGACACACCCUGCACCCAGCCAAGGUCAACGGGAUCAGUCUCACUGAUGACCUGGAGCCCAGACCUCCAGCAGAGACCAACACUGACAGGUCCACAGUGUCUAUCCUACCACUGGAGGGCGCUGCUCUGAAGGAGGGGAAGGUUAAGAGGGUGGACUCUCACCUGGACAUGCCCUGUGUCAACCACAACAGGGCUGGGCAGGAGUUGUGUUACCUGUGCAUGCAGCGGGCCCAGCGUAACAUCCCCCACUACCUGGCAGAGGAGAGGCUGACGGAACAACAGGAGGAGGAGAGGGUGUUACUGUUCAACGAGCAGCGCAGAGACCAGGACUACCUACAGAGGGAGCAGGCGGACCGUCUGGAGAUACGUGAGAACAACCAGAAGGUGGCAGCGUUCAACCUGACAGUGUCUGAAGCCAUGAAGGAGAAGAAGGUUGCUCGCUCCUCCCACUUCCAUGGUUCGUACAUCUUCAGGGGCCGUCCCCUCACCCCUCCCAGGGUCCAUAAGCAGCGCGGCUACAUGCAGGAUCUGCGGGCCCAGGCGGAGUGGAGGAAGGGCCAGGUCAGCCAGACUCAGCAGGACCAGGAGCUCAUCCACCUGCUACAACAGGUCCAGCUUGCACAGGAAACCUCCUUGCAUAAGUCCCAGCAGCUCCACCUGAAACAGAAGAACACUAGCUGUUACAAGAAAGCCCUGGAUACACAGGUGGAAACAGGGAAGGGCAAGCCGCAGAAAGCCAAGGGAGAUAGGAGAGUGAUGUUCCCGCCCAUCCAGGGACAGCCAGCACCAGGAGAUGACUCAGAGCAGGCAGGAAACAUAAUAUAG